GUUGGUCUGCUUGCGCGUAUGAAGAAGGUGGUCGAAACUCUGCGUGGUGUAAGCCGACACCAGGAGCAGUGUGGCCAUCCACCAUGGGGUGGACAUGUGCGUAUUACAGAGAAAAGGGCCUCUGCAACAACGGGAACAUCAGCACAUGGGCCAUGGGCAAGAUGCACAACUACCCCGAGCGAAACUGCUGCGGCUGUCAUGCUGUCCAGAACACGACGUGCAACAGGAACACUGGUGGCCUGUGCAGUUUCGGCUUUUGCGAUCCGUCCCGCGGGCCUACUGUUUGCGUCGAUGGUAAAUGCCUAUGUCAGGAGGGACACUGUGGCACAACUGCCGGCGUGUGCUCUUUGACAGUCGAGGCCAUCGAGGAGUCGCUGCUCACACCAGAAGGAGUCCAUGAAGCAGCCGGGCAAGCAACCAAAGCCGGGAUUUCUGCCGCGGAUGCAGCGAGAACAGCUGGUAAAAGCGCUGCAGACGACGUAAAUGCUGCGGCCACCGCUGCAGGCCGAGCCGCAAUUCGAGCUGGUUUGUCAAGGGAGCAGGCCGCAGAG
Symbiodinium necroappetens is the source of this 551-nucleotide messenger RNA. The record is from the annotation of a GenBank genome assembly. Lineage: Eukaryota; Dinophyceae; Suessiales; Symbiodiniaceae.